AGAAGUAGCUAGGAAACAAGUAAAUCCACACACUCCGUAAGCAGCUUCAGUGCUUCCACCUGCUCACUAGCUAGUUCUCACGUACUUUCCCCGGAGAACAGAGUUCCCCUCCUGUAUAAUUACGGCGCGCUAAUCUCAAAUUCUCAAUACAAACAAGCAGCUAAUAACGACACUACUCCAUCAUGGGCCGCACCCUCGCCGUUCCCGUCACCACAGCGCUCAGCAUUUUCCUCCUCCUCAAUGUCAGCCCGAGCGCGGCCACACGGCCGGUGUCCACGAGGACGGCAGCGAGCUCCGGGACAUCCGCGCUGGCAGUGGCACCGUCGGCUUCCAACGGCGCGCAGCGGCAUGACGCCGACACGAUGUCCAGGGCAGGGAAGUGGCUGCCGUACCCGUACCAAUACGGGGGCGCGCACUACCCACGGUACCCGAGGUACUACACGGGGUACCCCUCCCAGGGAAAGCCGGCGAUGUGGGCGGCGCCGUCGCUGGGCGCCUACGGCGCCGGGAAGACGCCGUCGCCGUACGUGGACGUGACCCGGCAGGAGCAGGUCGCCAUGUGGGCCUCGCUGCUCAACCCGGCCCAGAGGCCCACCACCACGCCUGCUGCCUGGCUGCCGGCCGCUGGCGACGACGAGCCCGCCGCGGACCAGGCCCACGACGAGCCUAACAGGGCGUUGGACGCCGCUGCUGCCCAAGGAGCGGAAAUGGACGUGCCCGCCGGCGGCGGCGGCGUUCAGAACAAGUGGGGGGUGUACGAGGGAUCUAACAACAAUGGCAAGUGAAGCAUGGCGUUACUGCGCUAGCAGUAGCACACAGCGGAUUAAACUUCUAGAUCUCUUCUCGAAUAGAUUGGGUUCAAUGGCUGUUUGUACUGCACAGUCGAUUUUAUAGAACUUUGACUGCCGAUGUUUCAAUUUUGACAUGGAAGCAAUGUUAUUAGCCUUAUAUGUCAUCGAAAUUACU
Molecule: messenger RNA, 966 nt
Organism: Brachypodium distachyon (stiff brome)
Lineage: Eukaryota; Viridiplantae; Streptophyta; Magnoliopsida; Poales; Poaceae
Exons: 1
Coding region: 183-785 (200 amino acids)
Source: RefSeq, a predicted model, not a curated record